AUGGCAUCCGUCUACCCAGUGAUCGUCGAUACACCAGCCCAGGUAACUGGGAUGCUCGACAUUAUCCUCGCCCACCCGGGCGAGCGCUUGUAUAUUGACCUGGAGGGCGAGCAACUGUCAUGCCGAGGCACGCUGGACCUCAUUUCUAUCCACGUGGAGGCCGCCUACCAGACCUGGCUGGUAGACGUGCAUACUCUGGGGGACUGCGCCUUCUCCACCACCGCAACAGCCGAUGGGUACACGACGCUCAGGUCCGUCCCCGAGUCUGUCCACCGGGUAAAGAGCGUGGUCGAUAUCCAGCUCCUGGAGCUGGCCUCCCGCCGCGGGUUCAAGGACCGUUACCUCCUGGGACUGUCCAAAUGUAUCUCGCGUUGCGACCGCAUUUACGCAGAUGAGAAGGCGCGGUGGCAGGAGACCAAGGAGAAGGAUAGGCAGCUGUUGCUCGCUAACAGCGAGCUUUUCAGGGUCCGGCCCCUGGUGCAGGACACCCUGCUCUACUGCGCGGGCGAUGUCGCGCUACUGCCGCGCCUGCUGCGGCAGUUCGAGCCCUUCCCCAUCGGAUUCUGGAGGUGGUUCGCCGCGAAAGAGACGCGGGAUCGGAUCAAGGAGGCCCAUGAGAAUUGGUACCGGCCGGAAGGCCCUGAGAAGGCCGAUGCACCGUGGAUCAAGGGGAUCCUGAUUGCGAGAAAGCAGGAACAUAAGGUCGAGACUGGGAGGAAGGCUUAG
Molecule: messenger RNA, 726 nt
Organism: Aspergillus homomorphus CBS 101889
Lineage: Eukaryota; Fungi; Ascomycota; Eurotiomycetes; Eurotiales; Aspergillaceae
Exons: 2
Coding region: 1-726 (241 amino acids)
Molecular function (GO): nucleic acid binding
Source: RefSeq, a predicted model, not a curated record